AUGACGGAGAAGCUCGCGGCUGCGGCAGCUGCCUUUGGCCAAGGGAAGGCUUCCGAGGAGGCUCUGUGGUCCGAAGCCAGGUCCGCACUGCGCCAGUCCCCCGAAGCCUUGGAGCCUCUAUUGUCCCUGCGGCGGGGCAAGGAGCGCUUCACCAUACCUACGGAUGUGGCCAUGCUUUGUGUUCGCCAGGCUUUGACGCUGCUGGAGUCUCCCGUGGCUUCGAUGGCACCCCACGAUGUUCUCCACUUCCUGAGCCACGCGGUGGUCGAUGCAUCGCCGACCGCAUCCGAGGCGGAACACCUCGUCCAGGUGCUGUCCACCUCCACCUCCCAAUCACGAACGAUACAAACUUGUAGCCAAGGCCUGCUGUGUCUCCAGAAGAUAGUGGAGCUCCACCCCUCCGCCCUGCGGCAGCAGCCGGCCAAAGUUGCCACCGCCAUCACGUCAGCGCUGCACGUGUUGUCCGACACCUUGCAGCAGCAGCGCAAUCGAUCAGCGCGGUCCGUUCUGCGCGAGGCUGCUAGCCUUCUGACAGCACUACCGGCUUUGAUCGAGCAGGUUGGCCGGGAGCUGGAGCCCUCUGCACUGGUGAUCUUGGCAUGCUUGCAGCCGGUGGCGGUCGUGGGAGCACCUUACGUCCUCCCUGGCCGUCGUCCUGCUGCUGCUGCACCAGCGGGUCCACCUGGCUUGCCCUCUUCGGACUGCUCCUGGUCCGAGACGGAUGCCAUCAGCAGCGCGGUGGAAACGAAAAGUCGAGGCCAUCGCCACGAGAACACGGAUGGCACAACUGCGGCCAGUUCGUUGCAGGCCCAGUGCCGCACAGCUGCGCUUCGCGAUUUCGCCCACCUGUUCAAGCUUUGGCCGAAGGCCUUCUUCGGACGUUGGGCCCUCGUCCUCGACUUUCAAUCUGGCGAGGUCUGCCGUCCAACCGGCUCGACGCCACUGCCCAUGCUCCUGUCCAUUUGCCAGCAGGAUCCGGCACCGAAAGUCCGCUCCGCGGCCCUGGGUGCACUUUGCGCGCUGCUUGCAGCACCCAACGUCCGAAGUUGGCCAGUUCCCUUGGAGAGUCAGAAGGUGCAAAGUAGUGCGUCGCUGACUGGCCAGCUGGCGAUCACACUGCGGCAGGCGCAUGCCGUCGUCUUCGCGCUUCUCGGCGGUGGGCAGGCCGUUGACGUGCAGAACGCCCUGCGAGCCUGUGGUGAUCUUGCUGCUAGCACACCAUACACGAAACUCCAAAGCGGGUUGCUCUCGGAGAUGCUGCGGAAGCUGAUGGUCUUUGCCGAGGGUUUGAGCGUGCUCACCACCCUUGAGGAGGCGGUGCCCCCAGUGCUGUCCAGCACAAUUGCUGCCGUCUCUGCUGUUCUGAAACGAGACGACUGUGCCAGCGAGCUGAGUGCUUUCCUGUUCUGCGGGUCCUCGCCACACCUGCCGGCGAACGACUUCCUGAAGCACCUGCUCCACCUCAUGCAGCUUCCUGGGCCACCGUUGCCCAGCCAAGCAGCCGCGCCAGCCGCCAAAUCGGGCUCCCGGAAAGGCAAAGGUCGGGCUGCCAAGGAGGAGCCAGCAGCGGAAGCGCUUGAGGCGCCAAUCCUCCAGGAGUUGGCUUUGCUCGUCAGCCGCCUUGCCAGCUUCUCACCGCCGUCACUUCCGGACUCCACCGCAAAGCUGUUUGAGCAGCUGGUGUUCAGCCUCGUGACCCAGCGCAAUGCGAUGCUCCGCCUUCGGGGAUUUCGCUUCCUUGGCGAGCUUUCGUCCAUCGAAGGAGGCCCAGGCCACCCCUUCUCGGCAGAUUGGUGUGACCGGCUGGUCCAUCAUGUGCGCCUUUCUUGCACAGCUCCUGCCGAGCAGAACUCCUCGGUGCGGGCGGCCGCCAUAGGUGCCUUGCAGACGGUCCUCCGCAAUGCUGCCGCAUGCGACGGGAAGCUCAGGCCAGCGCUGCUGUCUGGUGCCAUGGUGUCGCUGCGACUUGGGCUUGGUGAUGCCAAUGCCUCGGUGCGCACGUCUGCCGUCCAGGCCUUGGCGGCGUUGGCACUGAACCUUCCCCAGGCAUCGUUGGAGACGUCGGGCGAUGGCGAUGAGGUGAUUCAGCUGGUUCUGCAUCUCACCACCGACGUUGCUGGUGAUGUCGCUGGGAGCAGGUUAGACAGGGCGCGGAGCGCCUUGCGCUGUGAUAGACAGGACAUGCUGAGUUUGAGCCGUGCGUGGCAAAUUUUCCUGUCGAUGUAA
This is a messenger RNA of Symbiodinium natans, 2226 nucleotides long. Lineage: Eukaryota; Dinophyceae; Suessiales; Symbiodiniaceae. The record is from the annotation of a GenBank genome assembly.